Molecule: messenger RNA, 620 nt
Organism: Phytophthora infestans T30-4
Lineage: Eukaryota; Oomycota; Peronosporomycetes; Peronosporales; Peronosporaceae
Product: ubiquitin-like protein/ribosomal protein
Exons: 2
Coding region: 67-327 (86 amino acids)
Biological process (GO): translation
Cellular component (GO): cytosolic small ribosomal subunit; ribosome
Molecular function (GO): structural constituent of ribosome
Source: RefSeq, a predicted model, not a curated record
AUUUUCCACCCACCUCUUGGAAGCUACUAUCAUUGGAAUUCUCCGCGAGAAACGAAAGGAAGAAGCAUGAGCAACACCAGCAUUGAAAACGCGACCACGCUGAACCUGUCCCUCCGCCUACGUGGUGGUGGUAAGGUCCACGGCUCGCUGGCACGUGCCGGUAAGGUGAAGGGCCAGACCCCCAAGGUCCCCAAGCAGGAGGACUCGAAGAAGGCGCUUACGGGCCGUGCCAAGAAGCGCUGGCAGUACAACCGUCGCUUCGUCAACGUCGUGGCGGGUAUGGGCGGCAAGAAACUUGGCCCAAACUCGAACGCUGCCAAGCAGUAAACAGGCAGCCAGUAGGCUGGACACAGUCAGUGGAGAUCGGCGACGUGAUGAGCCGAGUGUGUGGCAUCGAUGCAGGUUUGGCAGGCUUCCCGUCUCUCUCGACUGUGGGCACCAUCCCCUUCAGGCAGUGGUGGUGUCAGCUUCUCUUCUGUGGCGCCUUGCGAUCCAGCUGUCUUGGUGGCGGUCGUUGGCGUAGAUUCCUCGGGAGCUUUACGGCUCCGGUGCUUUCGCAUAUUCCAAAAUCAACCGAAUGCUAAAUUUAACGCUCAGGUGUCGCUUUUUUGGUCUCGUGC